AUGCUAACUUUACAUCAUAAAAUAGCAUCCUAGCCUGAUUUAAAAGUUGAAUAUCCACAUUAACCUAAUCCUUAAAUUUUAAGGUCUUUAAAACCUGCUCAAUUUCUUAAUAAUCUAGAACAACUUAAGGAAACUGAAAGCUAAUUCUUUGCCCCUCUUAAAGCACAAGAAAUAUACCAAUAAGGUGCAUAAACCGACAGAAUUUAAGAAGUCACCAUUCGUUUCCCUAAAAUCUAAUAAAACUCAUCAUAACUCAUAAAUAAACCAUUAACACUGAUGCCUGAAUCAAAACACAAUCAACUUAAAGUCUAAUUGUAGAAUAUUUUUUCUCAGUAAAAUUCUCUUGGUGAUUCUCACAUUAUUUUGCCUGGUCUUCAUAAAUAAAGAAAAGAAUCACAUAUGUUUAUCAAAAUGAUAGAGGAUCAAUUGAGUUUCCCAAAUCAGGAGACCCAGUCCUAAAGAAUAAUUUAAAAUAGAUUCACCAGGAGAGGCAAGAAUCAAACUUAAAGUUAAACUAAUCUAGAAACUCCAUUUUUACAUGAUUCAGAGAAUUCAUAAUAGGAUGACUUAAAUACUUAAAGAAAAGUUGAAUUUUAAAAGCGUGUUAAGGUAAUUAAUCUACAAAAUGGAAGAAUAGCAACAGAAGUAAUAAAAGAAGAAGAUGAAAUACCACCUCCUGUAAAAGUUAAAAGAAAAUUUGUUUCUUAAAAAACGAAAUUUUUCCCUGAGAAUUAAAAUAAAUGA
Molecule: messenger RNA, 744 nt
Organism: Paramecium tetraurelia
Lineage: Eukaryota; Ciliophora; Oligohymenophorea; Peniculida; Parameciidae
Exons: 1
Source: RefSeq, a predicted model, not a curated record